CUCCCAACCUGAAGGGCCGGCCUCGGAAAAAGAAGCUGUCGGUCUCGCAACGCUGCGACUCCCAGAAUACACCAGCAGGCAAGGAGACGUGCAACACAGAGGGCAAGGCCCCUGCCAAGGUGAAGCCUGAGUCCAAGGCAGUGCUGUCCAGGUGGCCUAAAGGAAUCAGUAGAGGCAGCAGCUGCUGUAAGAGGGUCUCCUCUAAAGGAGGAACAGGGGGAGGAGGUGAGGAGUGUCCUCCUGAUGAACAGGCCUUCCUAGUAGCUCUGUAUAAAUACAUGAAGGAGAGGAGGACGCCCAUAGAGAGGAUCCCCUACCUGGGCUUCAAACAGAUAAACCUUUGGAACAUGUUUCAAGCAGCAGAGACCCUUGGAGGAUAUGAUCUGACCUUUUCUCCGUCUAAAUCAUGGUACCUCACCACCCAGCAGGAGGUCCCCAAGACCAAGGUUCCCACGGUGACGCAGUGCCCCAAAGAGGAGCAACACCCACAAAACCCCCAACCCCCAGGACUGAACAGGACCCCUGUGCUAAAGGCCUGGAACUCUCACCAUUCCCACCCUCAGGACCUGUUUAGUUCCAAAACUGGCUCCAGAGGACACCAGGACAGAGCACAGCUCCCUGGACAGGACCACUCCUGUUACAGAUACUCUACUGAUACUCAGGAGCACCAGGCAGAGCCCAUCCUGGACCUGGCAUCAACCAUCCAGGCACCUACACCAAGGAGCAGAGCCCAUCCUGGACCUGGCAUCAACCAUCCAGGCACCAACCCUGGCACCAACCAUCCAGGCACCAACCAUCCAGGCACCAACCAUCCAGGCACCAACCCUGGCACCAACCAUCCAGGCAUCAACCAUCCAGGCACCAACCAUCCAGGCACCAACCAUCCAGGCACCAACCCUGGCACCAACCAUCCAGGCACCAACCCUGGCAUCAACCAUCCAGGCACCAACCAUCCAGGCACCAACCAUCCAGGCACCAACCCUGGCACCAACCCUGGCACCAACCAUCCAGGCAUCAACCAUCCAGGCACCAACCAUCCAGGCACCAACCAUCCUGGCACCAACCAUCCUGGCACCAACCAUCCAGGCACCAACCAUCCUGGCACCAACCCUGGCACCAACUCUGGCACCAUGUCUGAUCUAGCCAAGAAGAAGCUGCUCUCUCAGCAUGCCCAGAGCUUCAAGCCGCUGUUCUGCGAGACAGGGGAGAGGAGGGAGAGGGAGGGCCUGAACAGGAACAUGUGUAAAACAGGGGAACCCUACUCUCCCUGUGACCUGACCCAGCCCAACCCUAACUCUCCCUGUGACCUGACCCAGCACCAUCCUAACUCUCCCUGUGACCUGACCCAGCCCCAUCCUAACUCUCCCUGUGACCUGACCCAGCCCCAUCCUAACUCUCCCUGUGACCUGACCCAGCACCAUCCUAACUCUCCCUGUGACCUGACCCAGCACCAUCCUAACUUUCCCUGUGACCUUUACCUACGGAGUCCUGAGACGCCCCAACCUGGCCACAUUACCAGAUUCCUGCCUGACUUCUCCCACCCCCUCCACCCCCAGAACCUCCACAGUUUGUACAACCAUACAGAGACACACGUCAGCCAGUUCAUCAGCAGCAGGGAGAGGGAGACCGCCUUACCCAGGGAUUGUGAGGCCGCGCCUGGCCCGGGAGGGCCGCGGUUCCCCUCCUCUAAACACCCCGACACAAUGGGUCUGGGGGGCUACUGUGAUACUGGAAGGUUCUGUAGAGUCCCCCCCAUGACCAUGUCCUCCAGCCCCAGACACCCUGCAGACCCCCAGCCUAACCCCAGGGGGAAGACCCUGAAUGGCCAGAGAGGAGGAUGGGAGGACCAGGGGCUGGGACACAAGAUGGAGGAGCUAAACAGACCAAGAAUACGUCUAGGCACCAAGAAUACGUCCAGACCCCAGAACAACGUGUGCACGGCGCGCCCACUGAAGAGGAGUCUGGAGGAGCGGGAGAACGGGCCCCCAGAGAGGAAGAUCAGAGCUGUCAGUCCCAUGCACUCCUCCUCUUCCUCCUCAUCCUGUACAAGCAGGGACAGAGACAGGGAGGGCCACUCGGAGUGGAAGGUCAGGACCCCAGCACUGGAGGGGGUGGUACCAGCCGACCCCCAGCCAGCCCCGGCCCACAGCCUCCACCUACACAUCAACUCCUUCGUGGAAGGACACAAGUUCCCCUUCCACUCCUCCCCCCUGUUCCCCGGGGGCCUCUACCCAGAGGCCUUCAUCUCUCAGAUCCAGGAUAUGUGUGAGGGCCUGGGCCCCCACAGGCCCCUGGGGUACCAUCCCCUACAGUACCUGAAGAACCAGGCCGGCCUCUCUCCUCUGGUCCCGCCCUUCGCUUUCCACUCCUUCAUGAUGCAAAGACAGGCUCACAGCCCCGCCCACAUGUACCGGCACCCUAUGGGAGCCUCGUAUGGGGAACUGUUGCAUCAUGGUCUACACCCCAUGUCUUCCAUGUCUGCCCUCAACACACAGCAACACCCAGACAUCAGCCCCUCACAGCUCUCCUCUGUCAAACCAAACACCAAACUAUCAUAACCCUAACCCUCCCUUCAGAGCCUCACAGCUCUCCUCUGUCAAACCAAACACCAAACUAUCAUAACCCUAACCCUCCCUUCAGAGCCUCACAGCUCUCC
Molecule: messenger RNA, 2656 nt
Organism: Oncorhynchus gorbuscha (pink salmon)
Lineage: Eukaryota; Metazoa; Chordata; Actinopteri; Salmoniformes; Salmonidae
Product: AT-rich interactive domain-containing protein 5B-like
Exons: 9
Biological process (GO): regulation of transcription by RNA polymerase II
Cellular component (GO): nucleus
Molecular function (GO): transcription cis-regulatory region binding
Source: RefSeq, a predicted model, not a curated record